UAGGUCAGUGAACAGGCCCUUGUUUGCACGAACGCCUUUUCUGAGCCCCCACAACGGUUGUCCCGCCGGUCCGGACGUUACGAUGGCUGCCAGGCUUCAAAUCAUGGAGAGACUCCACAAGGUCGAUGACCAGUUGGACGUCUACUACCGGUCCAUGGCGAAUUCUUACCAGUGCAUCGAAGCGGAGCUGAGUGCUCUCCUGCGUGACAUUGAGGAGCAGGCAGCAAGGAACGUUAAAGCCGGGGCUCCAAAAUCAAAAAAGAAGUUGAAGCCCAAAGUGAAGCAGGAGAAGCGAUCGUCAGGCCCAGCCAGGCGUUCGUCGUUGCGGCGCACAGUGCGAGCUAGCGCGAGUUUGACCAAGAAGAGCAGUGAACCGCGAAAGGUGAAGGUGGAACCGGUGUCGCCCCCUUCGUCGGACACGGACAUGGGUCAGGAAAACGUGGACCCUCGCGGCGGAGCCUCGGACCAGACGGAGACCGCAGCGGUCGAGACCAUCACACCUGUACAGGCGGCAACCCCGGUGGCGCAGACAUCUUCUCGGUUGCAAGGGACGCCCCUCAUGACGCGAUCCCAAACGCGGCAGCUUCAGAACGCCCAAGGGAACGCCCAGCACACGGUGCCAGACAGUCCCAAGGCCCCGCCAUGGGCGUUGCCGAAGGCAAUGCGAGCCCUGCAGCUCGGCUCGCCUGCUAAACACACUCCAACGAGGAUGCGCCAGUUGUUCUCGCCCUAUGCCAAGUGCAGCGUCCAAGAGAAGGUUCGGGCCUUCGAGCAGAAGCUUGUCAAGCAUGUGCAACCAAUCCUGACUCCAUCCAACGGAAAACCAUCAAAGGCUACACCAAAGGCCACCGCAGUUCCCACGCCAGUCGCAACUCCAUCAACCAUUACGCGUAAGGCUUUGAAGAGGAAGUCUUCCUCCGCCGAAAAACGGGUCAUGCGGAGCUCCACGGCGUCGCAGCUGGAGGAGAAUGAGAAGCAGGCUGCCGAAGAUUUGUCGUCGACGUUAACGUCGGGAGGUGAGGACGACAGCGAUUGGCAAGAUUCGCCGGUGGUCAAAAAGUUUGCCCUGCCACCGAGCAGGCCCAAGGUGGCUCGUGGCGACCCCGGAGCUAAGGCAGGCAAGGCCACCUCCAGCAAGGUCCUGGCUGUCCCCAAACCUGGCAUAUCGUCGAUUCAGCUCGUGAAGCCCUCUACGAGCGAGCCUGGAACGGGUCCGCCCUCUCGCCUGAACCCCGAGCAGCCUCGCAAGCGGCUCCACAGCAAGAGCCCGGAUGUGGCGCGCAAGAGGAUUCCCAGCAACAGCUCGGAUUCUGAACAGCAGCGUAAGCAGGGCCUGCUGAAGAUGAAGACCGAAGCCAUGAAGAGGGAUCACGAGAAGAAGCUGGCACAGGUAAAUGCGGCUCGCCAGCAGAGAGAGGCAAGGAGGCUGGAGGCGGAUAAACUUCGAGCACUGAAAGAGCAAGAAAAGGAGGAGGAGCGGCGGAAGAAGCGGGCCGCCUUUCACCAGUGCAAGCAGAGCGAUCGCAGCUUAGACGUCGCAACGCUGGCAGCCACGCACAAGCGGAAAGCGGAGUCUCCCGCCAUGAGCCUCCAUCCCAAGUUUUUGUCCCCUGUGCCAAAGAACCCCAGAAACCACGGCAAACAGGAUGCAGAUGCAGCCAUGCUCAUCUUCGGCCAGCCUAACACGAGCCUAUCUCAGAAGGCGAAGCUGAACAACAGUCUUCAACAGCAGGCAAUGCUGAACAGCCUGUCAAAGAGCUUCAAGAGCCAGGCGUCAUCUGUUGAGGGGGACUCGGCCCCCAAAGCACCCGUCGGCGUGCAAGCGGGCGAGAGCAAACCUAAUGCAGCUGCAAACUCUACAUUCACAAUGAACUCUACGUUCACCGUGGACGCUGUCUGCCCCGACACACCCGUACAAAGCAACUCCUCCAGGCCAAAGUCUACAGCGACCAGCGAGCUUCCUCCGGCACCGAACAAGCAUCCAGACAACUAUGACAUAGAGGACCUCGAUUCGGGGGACGAGACGGACGACGACAGCGAGCCGCACAAGGAAGUGCCAGCCUGGGCAACAUCUCUCCCACUGUCCAGGAUGGUAACGGCGCAGCACCGAGCUCGCCCGGCCGGUUCUCGUAUGUUCGGACAAAUCGAGAACCCGAACCUUGACAAUGUGUUCUCUGUGUCGAAGAAGUACUUCCACAAGAGGACAAGCUCUGCCAUCUGGGCCACCAAGGGGCAUCAACAGUCCUUCUCUGUUGCCACUUGAGGCACCUUGUAUAAACGUGCGAUUACUGGUCACAGCGCAACGCGCGAAAGAGAAAACAAGUGGAAAGGAGGUUGACUGCCCACUAAAUCGCGUCUCGCGCCGUCAAUAUUGCUCUAAAAACUUUUUUUAAGCGUAUAACCAAUUUUUUGACACGCGUGUCCCAACGAAACUGUUAAAAGAAAAUGUUUCUUUUCAGGUGCCCUUUAAACCGCUUUUAUUAUUGUGCGUCCAUCUUUUACCUUAUGAACAACUAAAGGCUGCCUCAGCACGUCCUUUAUACUAUUUUAUACUUCUGGUUCAAAAAUAUAUGCGUUCGAUUUUUUUUUUUCCCCCUUUUUUUGCUUUUGUAUGUGUCUGAAGUCUCUAUGCAGUGCUUGUAGCUAGAUGACAAUAAUAAAGCAUAAAAUUUGGCGCUUUGACUAAGUUGGAGGAACACUUAAGGAGCAUUACCUGUAACCAGGGAUUUAAAGUGUGUUUGAAGGAACCUUUAUUUGAGAGGUUGGAAAGUGAGUAGGGCAGUUUCUAUCCGUUCAAGGUGGAGCAUGAACAGACUGAACCAGAGCUUGAACCGGUUUGGAAGCCGAAGGCAACAAAUUAAUCUUUGCCUUCCCAGUGUGUGUAUGCAGGAGUGUAAUGUUUGUGCAAAUAAUUUGUGGAUUUCUCGGACUAUGAAGCAAAUGGAUCAUGCUAGCCAUAAGGUGCAAAUUUAAAAGCCACUUUAGGCCACCUCUACACUCUGAAUUGUUCAAAGAGUGGGUUGAACGUGUGUUGACUGCCUUAGGCAUAUGAAUCGAAAUGGUGAGGCCUUCCUUGUAGACAUUGGCAAUCCGUUUCAACUCCACCUUCAAAAUUGUGGCAUUGGCUGCAAGCACCACAUUUCUACCACAAAUGCAGAAAGUGUUCAAAGGUGCAUUUGUCGGUUGGUUCAAAUGCUGUAAAAUAUUAACUAUCACCUCAAGGGGCAGUCAACAGAACACUCUUGUUUCGGAUUGUGUCUGGUUUUAGUCGAGCAUUUUAGGCCUUGUUAAACGCUUAAGGGGGGACGCGGCUUUCAACUUGCAAAAAAUUACCAAAAAAUUGUUUUUUUUUAAGUAAAGUUUUUUACUUCUAUGGUUCA
Molecule: messenger RNA, 3380 nt
Organism: Ixodes scapularis (black-legged tick)
Lineage: Eukaryota; Metazoa; Arthropoda; Arachnida; Ixodida; Ixodidae
Product: inner centromere protein A
Exons: 15
Coding region: 83-2263 (726 amino acids)
Biological process (GO): positive regulation of protein serine/threonine kinase activity; metaphase chromosome alignment; mitotic cytokinesis
Cellular component (GO): chromosome passenger complex; nucleus; midbody
Molecular function (GO): protein serine/threonine kinase activator activity
Source: RefSeq, a predicted model, not a curated record